Molecule: messenger RNA, 4159 nt
Organism: Dreissena polymorpha
Lineage: Eukaryota; Metazoa; Mollusca; Bivalvia; Myida; Dreissenidae
Product: GTPase IMAP family member 9-like
Exons: 4
Coding region: 359-1699 (446 amino acids)
Molecular function (GO): GTP binding
Source: RefSeq, a predicted model, not a curated record
GUAUCAUUGAACGAUAUAUAAGUAGUUCGUCGCGUAUUUAUACCAUUAAAAACUGACUGUGUACACUAAGCUAUAAAAUAUAAUAUUUAAACGUUUACGUUUGUUUCGUCACAUCAACGCCUAUGAAUGGAGACAAAAUGUAAGAUUGUUCUAUAUUUCCACGUACUACAUCUAAUAGUAAUGGUUAAAACAUGUGAAAUAUAUGUUUGUGAAUGCGUACCAGUAUGCAAUAAUAUAAAUCGGGAAUAUUUCAUCUGUACUUCGGAAAAUAUGUUCAUGUAGGAUAUUACUUUGGCGUUUAUUGUUAGUAUACCUAUAAUUCUUAUAAAUCAAGGAUGUGCUUGAAAAAUAUGCGAAAAUGGGUUAUUCGCUUCCAGUAAUAUCUCACAAGAAUAUGGCGGGCGAUGAAUGGGCUGCACGUCAAACAAACGAUAUUACCAUACUCUUGGUGGGACAGACCGGACAUGGAAAAAGCGCUACCGGAAACAGCCUUCUUGGAAGGAAGGCUUUCGUAUCCAUGUUAUCGCCAGGAUCUGUCACAAGUUCGAUCGAACGAGCGGUCACUGUCCGGAAUGGGCGUCGGAUCGAAAUUGUAGAUAGUCCUGGAUUUGCUGAUACAUCCAAAGGAAAAGCGUUUGUAAGGAACAGUCUAACACAAGCUGUCUACCAGACGCUUCCUGGAUUUAACGCAAUUGUUUUCGUCUUGUAUCCAGAUAGGUUCACAGAUGAACUGGUAAAGACAGUAAAUCUUUUCUUUGAGUUUUUCGGAACAGGUGUUAGCAAAUUUGCUUUCAUAAUGUUCACGCACAUAAAAUCAGUAGAAAAAAUGAAUGAAUAUAUAGGCAAUGCUAGGGCAAACCCAACGGGUAACGUACAGGUUCUUUUAGAAUUAAUAGAAAGAUGUGAGAGUAGGGUUGUGUGCGUCGAUAAUGACAUGGAGCACGAAAAGAUUCAAUUCAUGGUCGAUGAUAUUAUUCGUUCAAUCGAUGCAAACACCGUUCGCUUAGGACAAGAAUAUUUCACGAACGCCAUGUUUGAAGACGCCAUCAAAUAUGCAGACGAUGUUCUUAAAAAUGUGAAGAUCAGCCAGAUUAAAAUGCAGCUAAGGGAAUCGAUUGAAAGACCAAAAACAGUGGAAGAAAAUAUUAAGUUAGCUGCGUCAGCUGAUACAGCUGAGAAUGUGAACGAGGCAAGUAUAGAUGAAAGCAAACAGCAAGUACGUCAACUUUGCCAAAGAUUUGAAUCAAACGCAUCAGACCUUAGACAGUUAAGUCGAGAACGCAUCAACACUAUGCCUUGCAAAAGUACCAGAGAUUUGAGACAAGUCGACGAUAAAACACAGCCAAUUAUUUACCGUAGAAAGUCAGUUGCUACAUCGUCAGAAGAUGAUACCUCGCUUCUUCGAAAAGGGUCUGAAUUUGACAGUAGAUUUACACAUAAACGAAGAUUUGCAGGAGUUUUUGAUCACAUUCUGGAUACGAACCUACACGGUUCCUUGAACCCUGACAGUGAAUGCGAAGAAGUCGUAUAUGCAAGUGACGUUGAACCGAAUGAUCAUGGACUACUUGAAGUUCCUGGCCGGAAAUACGACAUAUUUAAGGAUGAACUCAAGAGAGAUAAUAGGUCAUUUGACCGAGCAUUUACAGCCCUUGCAAACUGGUUUGAUAGGCGAAUUAAAAAAAUAUCAAACUUAUUUUAACAUUCCCUCGAUUAUUGAAGCUUUUUUUCUUUUAACGAUGGAUAUAAUGUGCUUUUAUUCACAAACCAAACAAUCAGAACUAGCAUUUAAAGAGUGUUUUUUAAUUUCACACGUUUCAUACAAAAUGAACAAAUUUUCUAAACAUCCCCUCGUUGAAAUUUAAAAUAUUACAAAAAUAUGAGAGGCAAAAAUACAAUCCAGAAAACAUAAGCUACAAUUUAGAAUGGUCUUAAAUACUGUAUAGAACAAUGUGUCUAUCAAGCGGAACGAGUAAUGGUAUCAUGGUAAAUAUGAAGCUUGAGAUAACAAAAUAAAAUAAUUUAUCGAAACUUUUAUCUCCUUUCGCAACAGUCGAAGCUCUGCGUCUUGCUCUCAUUUAAGUUAUAUAUCUUCGGAUGAACGAAGUAUAAUUUAACCAAUAACUGCAGAACAGUUUGGCAAAAUUUAAGUUAAUACAAUAAGGUUCUGACGUUAGUUGACGGAAGCAUGCCAAAAGUCGGUUUGCUGGGCCGAGUGUGAGGUUAAGCGCUCUAAAACCAGUUUUUAACGCCCAGUGCUUUGCAUUGACCGUUCUAAGGCGGUGACCCCAACUUUAUUCUACUAUGUGUGUAUGGUGUUUCGUAUUGUUCCGUACUGUUUUGGUUUCACUUCUUUUUUUUCCUAUAUCAAAAAACGUCAGUGAUUGGUGUUAUGUCACAAACUGCUUUAGAUUUUGCACAUUAUAUGAAGCGAAGGUUAUAUCCUGCAGUGUUAUCUUCAUAGAAACAUUCAUCAAUACGAUAAAUAUACCGUGAUCUCAUUACUGUACAUUUAAAUCACAAGCAAACUAAUAAAAACGUAUCUCGUCAAUGCAUUUACAUAAGUGUGCGUUUCUGAUUUCCUGAUAUCCGUCUUAUAUCAUUUGUUAAGCCUGAUUGACUUGUUUGAGGUAUAUAUAUAAUAGUCCUGGAAAUAUUUGGAAUUUACUACCAAACAUGUGUACUCAAAAUUGUGUUUAAUAUAUUUAUUAAUUAAUUACCUAGUUUAUUAAUUUGUAUUUUUGGUAUAUUCGCCAAGGUUAAAUAAAAAAUAAUAAUCUAUGUUAAUUGUUUAUUUAAAUUGAACAUAACUGUUGACAUCCUUUUAACGCAAAAUAUUUCACAUGUAUGAAAAUGAAAAAAAAAUUAUGUUUUGAAGGAACAUCAACGUUUACGGCUGCUAAAUGCUAUACUUAUUCUUUAAAUGUUAUACUAAGUCCUUUUUAAACCUUAAGUAAUUUAAGAUUUUCAAGAGAGAUUAUGUAUAACAAUAAGGGCAGUGUAUUUGAUCAUCGCAAUUCAGCCUGUUUCAUUUAAAAAGCAUACAUUUUAAUGUAUGCUAUCGGGAAACGAAAUAUGUAUGAUUUCCCUGGUUUUGCAUGAAAAUUAAAUCAAUAGAGAAGUACAGUGAAAAAACUAUUAGUGUAAGUCUUCGCAUUAAUAAUUUUAUUGUGAACCAUUUAAUGUCUCAAUUAAAAACUAUACAUAUCAAUUGUUUACGCAUUGUGUAAAUUUAAACCUUUGAAAUACUUUGAUAUUUUUAAAGCUACUAAUUGUAUCUAGUUCAAUCGUAAUCAUGGUUAUUUGUUAUUCCCAUAAAGGUUGAUGUUUUAAACUUCGAACGUUUGACUGUUUCCUUAACCGAAUAUUACAUUGCUUCAAUUUUGUAAUAAUAGUUGUUUAUCAACCCAAAAAUGUUCAUUAAAAGUUGUUAAUAGAGUUUCGUUAAUUUUAUUUUUCUAAAAUCGGCUCUUAAAUGUUAAUAUUUUAAUCAUAGUUAGAAUGAUUCGUUCAGUUUGAUGUUGCAAAUUAAACAGUAAUUGUGGUUUUAUCAAACAUUUGUGAAGUUAUCCCAUUGUGUUUUUUUUGUACGUGCGUGUUAACUAUAUUAUUGUAAGUUACAUAAUUAUUUUAGAUUCCCAUGUUAUGCAAAAAAUAAAUUCAACUGGAAUUUAGUACGUUAUUUGUUCAUUAUUAUGUUUAUAUAUCAUAUUUUUAACAUGCAGUCUUUGUUGAUCGAUUAUUGUGUAAACUAUUUUGAAACGAUUUUUAAUGAACAUAAACAAACAAUUUCUGUCACAAUCUUUGGGAAACACUUUUUUCGGAAAUAAAUUAACUUGAUAAACGAAAAAAUUGUAACUUGUGUGAGAACAUGUAUCAAUUUAAGGCAACAUAUUAAAGGGUAUAUAAUACCGAAAUGAUAAGACAUGAUUCAAAACGUGUCAUCGAGCAUAAUAGAAAUGGUUGUUAACAUUUGGGAGCUUAAGAGCCCAUCUGGAAAUGCAAACAAAUACAGAUAUGUCAAAACCUUACCGGAAAUUUGUGUAUCCACAUUUUAAUACAAAACCACACGCUUGCUUGAAAAGUGAAGCUUACAAAUGACGUAUUACAAAUGAACCAUGUAGAAAAAAAACACAUGUAUAAAGACAGCUUAACACAUAAA